AUGACUUCUGCUCCCCUAAACGCGUCAACAUCUGGUGGGAAAUCACUCAAUAUCUCGUCCCAUUCGUCUCUCCAACAACACCAAACUUCAAUCACUUCUCCUGCCUUUGACUCGAGUUCUAGACGUUCUAGCCACCAGUCCACUCCUAUACAUACAUCUGCCCGGAACAAUCAGGUCCGCAAGAAGCACCACAAGAACUUCACGAAGCCGAGACUUGGAAACGACGACGAAAUGGCGGAAUCUGGUGCCAUGAGAAAUGCCAACAGCCGCCGGGGUCAAACUUCUAUUACCCAUCUUAUGAACUUCACUCUUCCCCCUCGACCUCAAGAUUACCGAAACACCAUUGCUCGCGGAACACGAAGGGGGAACAUCUAUGGUAUUGGGUCCGGCCACCAUUCCAGCGAUAAGGCAAGAUACAUACAUGCCAAUUACCGCUUCAUUGUGAAACCCUACGGUAAUUACAAGCCGCAAGCCAUCAAUGCCGAUCAGCACCUCGACUGGAAUGAUGUCUUACAAAUUCUCGCCUCUUCAGUAUCUCAAGAAGCAUCAUGUCCAAUUUGCCUCUCGCAUCCUGUAGCACCAAGGAUGGCAAAAUGCGGUCAUAUAUUCUGUUUGCCUUGCCUUAUCCGCUACAUGCAUUCUACUGACGAGACAAAUCCGCUGCCGGAAAAGAAGGCGCGCUGGAAAAAAUGCCCGAUUUGUUGGGAUUCGGUGUAUAUUUCGGAGACGAAACCUGUGAGGUGGUACACGGGACAAGAGGGGGCUUCACCACGGGAGGGAGACGAUGUUGUGCUAAGACUUGUGAUGAGGCAGCCGGGAAGCACUCUCGCUCUUCCGCGGGAUGGGGCCGAUGCGCUCGGCAAAGCGGAAGAUAUUCCUUGGUAUUUUGCUGCAGAAGUCACCGAUUAUGCUCGGAUCAUGAAGGGCAGUGAGGAGUAUAUGUUGGAACAAUUCGAUAAUGAGAUCGAGGAACUGAAACGUCAAGAGAACGAGGACGAGUUGAUGUUUGGCGAAGAGCCCGAGUGGACGAAGAAAGCAGUCAAUGCUGUCAACGCUGCAAAAGAGAACAUACGGGGAGUCGGUGAUCCACCAUUAAUGCCCAAACAACCGGCAGAGAAGAAACCGAAGCGGCAACCUAUUCAGUUCAAACCGAUCGAGAACGUGCCCGAAAUUUACUUCAUCGAAAACUCCUCGCAGUCAGGUCUUGACCUGCCCAUUUUGCCAUCUCCGAUCUCCGAUUCUUCUGAGCAGCAAACUGCCGCUCAACAACAUCCGGCUCCCAAACCCCUGUAUCAACAUACUUCAAAUGGAGCCCAUCGCCCUGAUGAUCCGUACUUUUUCUACCAAGGUUUACUCCACUACUAUCUUGCCCCCCUUGAUAUCCGAAUCUUGAAAUCUGCUUUUGGCAACUUUGCGUCUUUCCCUUCCACUCUUCUUCCUCGCGUUGAGCGCGUUUCUACAGGUCACAUAAUGGAUGAUGAAUUACGAAAACGAACGAAAUACCUUUCCCAUCUCCCCUACGGCUGCGAAGUGGGCUUUCUUGAAUGUAAUUGGACCGAUGUCGUUGCCCCUGAAAUAUUAGAACAGUUCCUACCAGAGAUCGAGAAAAGAAGGAAGCGAAAUAGAGACAAAGAGAAUCGAGAAGAAAAGGAUAGAUUACGGGCAGAGAAAGCGGAAGAUGAGGCGCGGUGGGCGACCGCGAGAAGGAAACGACCGAUUAUGGCUACAGAAAACUUCUCCGAGGACGACUUCCAUCCCUUGGCUUCUUCAUCACUUGAUGCUACAAAUGCAUCUCCGCCGUGGGCUACUCGGCAAGGGUCAUCAUUCGCAUCUCUUGCAUCCCCUUCUACGAGCCCGUGUGCCCCGAGAACUGUGUGGGGAACUACCGUGAUUGCGCCAGCAUCCCCCGACUUCCAACCCCAGCAAUUGGAGAACGAUGGUGACGAUGGGUGGUUACAUUCUUGGGAGCAAGAAAUACUUGCCGAGAACGAGCUCAUUGCGCAGGUUCAAGCAACUUCAUUAGGCGGCCAGGAGAAUCAGAAGGUUGGACUGGGCGGACCUGUGAGUGGAGGUGGAGGGCAGCAAGGAAAGAAGAAGAAGGCGAAGAAAAUCACACUCAUGAGCACGAAUGCUCGAAGAGCGGCUUGA
Messenger RNA from Lachnellula hyalina, 2148 nucleotides. RefSeq names its product putative RING finger protein (gene SPBP8B7.23). The transcript has 3 exons. Lineage: Eukaryota; Fungi; Ascomycota; Leotiomycetes; Helotiales; Lachnaceae. Gene Ontology annotation, biological process: positive regulation of transcription by RNA polymerase II. Bases 1 to 2148 code for a protein of 715 amino acids. Gene Ontology annotation, molecular function: transcription cis-regulatory region binding; metal ion binding. The record is from RefSeq and is a predicted model, not a curated record.